AUGGGGAAUUUUUCUGCAGCAGUUGCCACGUGGGAAAACAGAUCAGAGAAUGGCCACGUGAAAAGCAAUGGAGACUUGUCCCCUAAGGGUGAAGGGGAGUCGCCCCCGGUGAACGGAACAAAUGAGGCAGCUGGGGCCACUGGCGAUGCCAUCGAGCCAGCACCCCCUAGCCAGGGCGCUGAGGCCAAGGGGGACCCCCCCAAGGAGACCCCCAAGAAAAAGAAGAAAUUCUCUUUCAAGAAGCCUUUCAAAUUGAGUGGCCUGUCCUUCAAGAGAAAUCGUAAGGAGGGUGGGGGUUAUUCUUCUGCCUCCUCACCCACAGAGGAAGAGCAGGAGCAGGGGGAGAUCGGUGCCUGCAGUGAGGAGGGCACUGCCCAGGAAGGGAAAGCUGCUGCCACCCCUGAGAGCCAGGAGCCCCAGGCCAAGGGGGCAGAGGCUAGUGCUGCCCAGGGAGGAGACGCUGAAGAGGAGGCGGGGCCCCAAGCCGCAGAGCCAUCUACUCCCUCAGGGCCUGCUCCUGCGUCGGCCAGCGCUGAGCAGAAGGAGUAGCUGGGUGGGGGCAGGUGGGUGAUCUCUAAACUGCAAAACCUGUGCUGUCCUUGUGAGGUCAACUGCCUGGCCCUGGUGCCCUGGCUGCCUUCCUGUGCCCAGAAAGGAAGGGGCUUGUUGCCCCCUCCCAGACACAACCCCUCUCCUCUCCCUCCUGUGGAUUCUCCCAUCAGCCUUCUGGUCUUCCUGUUAGGGCCAGUUAAGGGUGGUCCCUUACAGUUUCCCAAGUUAGGUUAGUGAUGUGAAAUGCUCCUGUCCUUGA
Fukomys damarensis (Damara mole-rat) is the source of this 811-nucleotide messenger RNA. Its product is annotated as MARCKS-related protein-like. The record is from RefSeq and is a predicted model, not a curated record. NCBI's taxonomy places the organism in Eukaryota, Metazoa, Chordata, Mammalia, Rodentia, Bathyergidae. Gene Ontology annotation, molecular function: calmodulin binding; actin filament binding. Gene Ontology annotation, biological process: central nervous system development; actin filament organization. Gene Ontology annotation, cellular component: cytoplasm; plasma membrane.